Thunnus maccoyii (southern bluefin tuna) is the source of this 5129-nucleotide messenger RNA. RefSeq names its product catenin (cadherin-associated protein), delta 1 (gene ctnnd1). Gene Ontology annotation, cellular component: plasma membrane; cytoplasm; adherens junction. NCBI's taxonomy places the organism in Eukaryota, Metazoa, Chordata, Actinopteri, Scombriformes, Scombridae. Gene Ontology annotation, biological process: cell-cell adhesion; cell-cell junction assembly. Gene Ontology annotation, molecular function: cadherin binding. The coding region runs from base 116 to 2932 and encodes 938 amino acids. The transcript is spliced from 23 exons. The record is from RefSeq and is a predicted model, not a curated record.
UGUGUGGCUUUCUAUUCCUGCUCUCCUCGCCUCCUCCUCUUCCCCCCAGCGGAGAGGCAGAGCAGAAGCAAGUGAACAACAAGCCAAGCGAGAAAGGACGCUGCAUAGUGUGUGAAUGGAGCAGUGUGCGAGUACGGCCUCCCUGCUGGCCUCGGUGCGGGAGCAGGAGAGGCAGUUUGAGAUGCUGAGCCGAGCUCUGGAGGAGGAGCGGAGGUCGUGCGCCGGCACCCUGCCCCGUCCCCUCCCCAACAUGCAGAACGGCCGCAUUCCUUGUGAUGCAGACAUAGAGAGGCUGACACUGAACGAGGGUUACAUCAACGGGACACAUCACUUCAGGAUGGAGCCUGGUCAGGUGGUGCAGGAGACGUACACGGUGGAGGAAGAUCCCCAGGAGUCUCUACCUGUUGUCUCCGUGGAGACCAAUGAAGAUGGGACCACACGGCGCACAGAAACCACGGUAAAGAAACUAGUAAAGACCACUACCACUCGCACAGUCAUCCCCUCUGUAUCAGACACACUUUCCCUGGAUGGCGGGGGUUCAGUGACGGGUAUGGGGGGCUACACUGCUCCCAUGGACCGGGUCUACAGGCAUGGACCUGGAGGUGGUGUGCCCAUGGACUACCCCACCCACACCGUGCCCCGCAACUAUCACUAUGGACCUCCAGGUGGCUACGAUGACUACCGCUCCGGACCCCCAUCUGAGGCCUAUGCAAGCCUGAACCGGGGCGCUCGCAUGGAUGAUCGUUACAGACCAGUCCAUCCAGAUGGCUACAGAACUCUUGAUCCGAGCUACAGAGCCCCCAGCAGGAACCAGCUUGACCCCUAUGCUGCUCAGCCACAGGUUGGGCGUAUGGGAAGUGCUCUGGAGCUAUCCUCCAUUCCGAGGUUUGUCCCAGAGCCGUACGGUCUGGAGGAUGAUCAGCGGAGCAUGGGCUAUGAUGAGCCUGACUAUGGCUUGGGACACCCAAUGCACUACAGCACCGUGCCCCGCAACCACCAUGGCUUCCCUCACGGGCCCCCACGUAGGACUGGGAGCUAUGAGGGCACAUUGGAUGGUGACAUGAGCGGUCCUGGGGACAUGUACUAUUGGGGAGGAGGAGCACCGCUGGCUCAGGGUGAAAGAGGAAGCAUGGCUUCUUUGGACAGCACUCUAAGGAAAGGUCCAGGUCCCAGCGACUGGCGUCAACCAGAGCUGCCGGAGGUCAUCGCCAUGCUCAACUACAGGCUGGAUCCAGUCAGGAGCAAUGCAGCUGCUUACCUGCAGCAUCUCACCUAUAAGAAUGAUAAAGUGAAGUCUGAGGUGCGUCGUCUGAAAGGCAUCCCAGCUCUGGUCUCUAUGCUCGACAACCCAAACAAAGAGGUUCACUAUGCAGCCUGCGGAGCACUAAAGAAUAUCUCGUAUGGCAAAGAUCCAGACAACAAGAUUGCCAUUAAGAACUGUGACGGAGUGCCAGCUCUCAUCAGGCUGCUGAGGAAAACCCGCGACCAGGACCUCACUGACACUAUCACAGGAACGCUGUGGAACCUGUCGUCCCACGAUUCUGUGAAAAUGGAGAUCGUGGACCACGCACUGCACGCCCUGUCCGACGAAGUGAUAGUGCCACAUUCAGGCUGGGAGCGAGGGAGCAAUGGAGGAGGAGGAGGGGAGGAAAACUGCAAGCCCAGACAUCUUGAGUGGGAGACAGCCCUCACCAACACAGCAGGCUGCCUGAGAAAUGUGAGUUCAGAGCGAAGUGAGGCGAGGAGGAAGCUGAGGGAGUGCACGGGAUUGGUUGAUUCACUCAUGUAUAUCGUCCAAUCCCAGAUUGACUGUAAAGAUGUCGACAACAAGUUGAUAGAGAACAGUGUGUGUCUGCUGAGGAACUUGUCCUAUCAUGUGCAUCGCGAAAUCCCCAACUGUGAGCGCUACCAAGAGGCUGCACCCCUCAACCAGGGCCCCGCCCCGUCCAGCCAGAAGGGCGGCUGUUUCAGCUCCCGCAAGAGCAAAGAUGAGUGGUUUUCUAAAGGUAGGAAAGAUGAGGAUGCAACUGCAGAUAUCAUAGACAUUCCAAAGAGGACCUCACCUGCUAAAGGCUAUGAGCUGUUGUACCAGCCGGAGGUGGUCCGCAUCUACACCUCUCUGCUAAAGGAGUCCAAGAACCCCACUGUGUUGGAAGCUUCGGCUGGAGCUGUUCAGAACCUCUGUGCCGGAGGCUGGACUUACGGCCGAUACAUCCGUGCCUUGCUGCGCAUGGAGAAGGGUCUCCCCAUGAUGACUGAGCUUUUGGCCCAUGGCAAUGACCGCGUGGUCCGAGCCAUGUCUGGAGCGCUCCGCAACCUGGCUAUUGAUGCACGCAACAGAGAUCUACUAGGUAAACAUGCGGUGCCUCACCUGGUGGCCAACCUGCCCGGCGGCGGUCAGAGUCAGCCAGUGCGAGCAUUGUCAGAGGAGACAGUGGUGUCGGUAUUGAGCACGCUCCAUGAGGUGCUGGGCUCCAGUCUGGAUGCAGCUAAAACCCUCAGGGCCUCACAGGGAAUUGAGAGACUGGUGCUCAUCAACAAGGACGGUAAUCGUUCUGAGCGGGAAGUGCGCGGGGCCGGCCUGGUGCUGCAGACAGUGUGGGGCUACAAGGAGCUGCGGCGCACUUUGGAGAAGGACGGCUGGAAGAAGACAGACUUCAUGGUCAACCUAAACCCUCCCAGCAACAACACCAGGGCCAACGGAGGAUAUGAGGACAGCACUCUGCCGCUCAUAGACAAAGGGGGCAAAGGUGACCGGGAAAUGAUUCCAAUGAAUGACUUGGGACCAGAUGCCUACUCCACACUGGACCAGAGAGGGAGAAGGAACACUCUGGAUAACACACUUGAACCUGCUGACAAAGAUGGAGUACAGGGAGGGAUGUAUGGGGAGAGGCAGGCCUCUUUGCCUCUAAUGGAUUCUUACGAUGGUUAGACUACACCCACAGUCACACUGCAUGUCAGCGCAUGAAAAACUGAUUGUGUGCAUCACAAGACGACAGCCUCCUCCCACCUACUGCCCUUGCUGAACUGACAAUGGGGGACCACUACACUACCGAUGGGACUAAACUCCAUCCUUUACAUUCUCUCUUCUGUCCCUCUUUACUCUUUUACAGUUUCUCUCUUCCUUCUCUCUCUCUCUCUCUUUCCGUUACAUUCCUCCUUUGCAGCUGACAAACUAAUGAAACCACAUGGAAAACUGACGUGGCUCUACGUUCCCUGUGGACAACCGGACGUGACACUAUGACCACUUUGGGCUCUGCAUGUCCCUGAACUCCAAAAUGCUAACCACUCAAUCGGAUACCGUGGCCACAAGCUUCUCCUACAACACUACAUCCCCUUACAACACUAAGACUCGGAAAACACUAAUGCUGUCUUUGACAAAAAGCAGGGACUGUGGCUUCAUCUGACUAAUUCCUGGAGGUCGGAGCGUAGACUUAGACUGAUUAAAAGGAACUGUUGGGAUCAGAACAGGACACUUUGGUGAAAUUUUACAUUAAUACCUAUUACAUUCUGUUUUGGAGAAAUUGAGGGAAUGUGUAAUUUUUUUCUCUAAUGGUUAAAUACUACAAAAAAUAUUUCCUACCACUGAGAACCAAUGUUUAUUGAUCUAUUGAGAUAUGUGUAAAGCAUCUGCUUCUGUUUUGGUAGUGUUUGUUCCUCUUCUUGCUUUGUGCUGUACCACAGUAAUGUACAUGUGCCAAAUGACAAUGCUACUGCUGCGACUGCCAAUACUGAAUGCAAGAACUUUGCUCACACACACACUUUUUAGAGCAGUUACACUGAAAACUGUCACCUGCUUUGUUUCUGUAUGCAGUUUGUGUCAGUGAAAGUCCAUCGCCAAGAUGCAUGCAGAUGCUGCAUUUUCUGUAUUUGAUUGUGAUCCAUAGAUUUAAAGGGGUGGAGGUCAUUACAUGGAUAAUCCUACGAUUUACAGACAGAAAUGGAGCAGACGAACGGUUCUCCACCAGUGUAGUCUGUGUGAUAUUUCUAUUAUAUUUCUGUUAACUGUAAACCCCUUACCUUUGUAACUCUUUGGAGAUAUCACAGGAUUCAGUGGGUGCAUUUCCUUUUAUCUGCAGAUGAUCUUAUGAAUGUGUACAUACAAGACUGUCUCUAUUAGUGUCUGUGUGGGCUAGCUGGAGUGCCUCGCUCAUUCAGGACAAGUCUGAUGGGUGUGUCCAACAUGACAUAGGUAACAAAUCAAGGUGUCUUUUUCUCAGCGGAUACUAGUUGGAAUACUGUAUAUGGAACUCAGCAGUUUUCUGUUCUGUUAGAUAAUUGAAUAUGUGAACUUGUUUGUAAGUAAGACUUGAUUCUUGUUAUUGGGAUUGGUUUUUUAUAAGGUAAAAAACAAACAAACUUCGAGUUCUUGUAUAAUUUACUGCUUAACAAACCCUUCCUGGCUUAAAGACUACAGAACAGCACAUGGGAGAGGGCGUACAGUGUUGUCUGUUUUUGCCCACAUUUCUUUAGUGCAGUGCUUGUUCUGUAGAAGACUGCGUACUCUUAGUGCCGAGUGAGAUGUAGAUACUUACUGAGUGAAUGAUUAAAGAAGCACUAGGGGGGUAUAAUGUGUGUUUUUCUUUUUUUUUUUCUUUUUCCCUUUCCUUUGUUUUCCAUGCCAAUUGAAACAUGACAGACGAUGCCUCAUUUACAAAGUUGCCUUCAAGAGUGGACUGACUAAAAGAAGAGAGCAAGGGUUUGUUUGUAGAAAAUCUCUGUAAGGAGGCAUAGACCAGAAUUUGCUAUUAGAUAAAGCGGAGAAAAAAAUAAAAGCACAUUUAAACUAUAUAUACAAGAGAAUAUUUGUUAAUUUGAAUGGUUUUAUGUAUUUUUUAUAUUGAUUUGGGUUUAAUUGUUUUGGGUGUUUUGGGUGAACGCAUAUGCAAUCAGUUUUUAUGUUUGAUUAAAACAUUCAGUUUAUGUCUUAAUUAAAUGCAAAACAAGUUAGCUAAACAAAGCUAAAAAUCCAACAAACACGGUUGGAUACUGGAACACUAAUGGAAAUAUCUGAUUCUGGACUACACCUUAAUCUCUUUGCCUUGGCUCUUAAAGUUGCACAUUCUCAUUUAUGAAUGAAUAAUGUAACUAGCAAUACUGUUUUUAAUAAAAAAGAAAAUGAUUUCGCA